This is a messenger RNA of Drosophila grimshawi, 1432 nucleotides long. It is a transcript of the gene cbc, whose product is annotated as protein CLP1 homolog. Lineage: Eukaryota; Metazoa; Arthropoda; Insecta; Diptera; Drosophilidae. Gene Ontology annotation, molecular function: polynucleotide 5'-hydroxyl-kinase activity. Gene Ontology annotation, cellular component: nucleus; mRNA cleavage factor complex. The record is from RefSeq and is a predicted model, not a curated record. Gene Ontology annotation, biological process: tRNA splicing, via endonucleolytic cleavage and ligation. Bases 79 to 1356 code for a protein of 425 amino acids. The transcript is spliced from 4 exons.
GGAACUACAAAUUCCAAUCGAUGCAAUUGUAUUUAUUUAGUAAACAUAAUUUAAUAAUAAACUUGAUUUAACUUGACCAUGUCCGAAGACAACAGUCAAGGUAGGGAGUACACAUUGGAGGCCGACUCUGAGUUACGUUUCGAGAUCGAGCAAAAGAAUGCCAAGGUGCUGGUGACGCUUUUGACUGGCUUUGCAGAGCUAUUUGGCACCGAAUUGGUAAAGAAAAAGAAAUAUGAGUUUGGUGUUGGAGCCAAAGUGGCCAUAUUCACCUACCAAGGCUGUGUAAUCCACGUCUCUGGCCAAAUGGACGUAUGCUACAUUUCCAAGGAGACACCAAUGGUCCAAUACAUUAAUUGUCAUGCUGCCCUGGAACAGUUCCGCCUCGAGGCCGAGCAAAGGGACAAACGCGGUCCGAGCGUCCUCAUUGUGGGCCCAAUGGACGUGGGCAAGAGCACGCUAUGCCGCAUCCUGCUCAACUAUGCAGUCCGUGUGGGCCGACGACCCCUUUAUGCUGAUCUUGAUGUGGGUCAAGGUGCCAUUUCCGUAGCGGGCAACGUGGCCACCAUUCUCAUUGAACGGCCGGCGAGCAUUGAGGACGGAUUUGCCAAGACGGCGCCGCUCGUUUAUCAUUUUGGCCACAAGUCUCCCAGUGGGAAUAGUGUUCUCUACAAUGCGGUAGUCUCCAAAAUGGCUGAAGUUACGCUCCAGUCCCUGGAUGCCAAUAAGCGCACGAAAAGUUCGGGCAUCAUUGUGAACACCUGUGGCUGGGUGAAGGGAUCGGGCUAUGAGCAUUUAUUGCACGCGGCACGAGCGUAUCGUGCUCGUGCCAUUUUCGUGCUGGAUCAGGAACGCUUGUACAACGAUCUAUUGCGCGAUGUGCCCGCCAACGUGCAUGUCGUGCUGCUGCCCAAAAGUGGUGGCGUCGUCGAACGCAGCAAGGGAUUGCGCCACGAGUCGCGGGAGCAACGCAUCAAGGAAUACUUCUAUGGCAAUGCCCGUACACCCUUCUAUCCCUUCUCGUUUGAGGUAAAGUUUCAGGAUCUGCGUCUCUACAAAAUUGGUGCUCCACCGCUGCCUGAUUCUUGCAUGCCCAUUGGCAUGAAGGCAGAGGAUAAUAAAAAGAAGGUUGUCGCUGUUACGGCAACACCGGCACUAUUACAUCACAUUCUCACGCUGAGCUUUGCAGAGUCGACGGACGAUGAUGUUAUUGGCACCAACAUUGCUGGAUUCUGUUGUGUUACCGAGGUGGACAUGGAGCGACAGUCUGUCAUGCUGCUUUCCCCACAGCCCCGACCGUUGCCGCCAAAUGCGCUACUCUUGUGGUCGGAAUUACAGUUUAUGGACAAUCAUGCUUAACAUUGGCAUGCUACACAAUAUUAGUUUUAAAUCGAAAUAAUAAAUAAAUAACAAAUACAUAUAUCUAAUUUGUAAA